Molecule: messenger RNA, 501 nt
Organism: Jatropha curcas
Lineage: Eukaryota; Viridiplantae; Streptophyta; Magnoliopsida; Malpighiales; Euphorbiaceae
Source: RefSeq, a predicted model, not a curated record
AUGGCUGACAAGGUGCAUCCAGCCACCACUAUUACCAAUAUCAAAACAGCCGUUCCUCUAACUCUUGUUUAUGAGUCCGCUCAAUACAGCAAUUGGGCAACACUCUUCACUAUUCAUACCAAAGCUACCCUCACCCAUGAUCACAUUACACCGGUUACAACUCCGAUUGUUCGAUCUGUAGAGGAGCAAGCCACUUGGAGUCGAAUUGAUAAUAUUGUUCGACAAUGGAUAUAUAGUAGGAUAUCCAAUGAUCUUCUAAAUAAUAUUAUAAGCUCUGAUGACACUGCCUUGGAUGCGUGGACUCAUCUGGCUGAUUUAUUUCAGGAUAACAAAACUGCUCGUGCCAUUCAUUUGGAGACUGAGUUUGCCAAUACUCAUCACCGUGAUUUUUCGGAUGCUAAAACUUAUACACGGCGUCUCAAAGUGUUGGCUGAUCAACUCGCAAAUGUUGGAGAACGAGUUUCUGAUCAUCGUCUUGUUUUAAUGCGAUUUUCCACAUAG